AUGUGCUUUCUUGUUAUAGUACUCUUCAAAAGUUCUGCAAUUGGGUCUCUCAAUGCUGCUGAAGUUUUAUCUAGGUUGUUAGAGGAUGCUCUGAGUAAAGGCGAUAUUAAGGGUAUAAGGCUCAGUAGGGGAGGUCCAGUUAUCUCUCAUAUCUUUUUUGCGGAUGACUUAAUUCUUGUUGGCAAAGCUAACUUGAUGGAAGCUAGAAACUACUGGCAUUGUCUUGAGAGAUUCUGCUCUUGGUCGGGGCAACGAGUUAGCAAAUUAAGAACCUCGAUUUUCUUUAGCAAAAAUACUUUCAAUGGAUUGAAAAGAGGGAUCAAGGAAGCUUUGGGGAUUGGAUUUCCUGAGGGUAACAUUAAGUACAUGGGUCUUCCCUUUUUCCACUCUAGACAAAAGGAUGCGGAUUUCAACUUCAUACUGGAUAAUCUCACUUCUAAGUUGCAAGGUUGGAAAGCAAAGACCUUAUCUAAGGCGGGGCAAGCUACCCUUAUCAAGUCUGUGGGCCUGUCCUUGCCUUUGUAUGCUAUGCAAACUACCAAACUCUCUAAUCGAAUUGUCACAAGAAUUGACGCUUUGGUGCGUGAUUUCUGGUGGGGUUUUGAAAAAGGCAACAAUGGUCUUCACCUAAAAGCAUGGGAUAAGCUUUGCCUCCCCAAGUCUCUUGGGGGCCUUGGUUUCCGAAAAACUAGGGAGAUGAACCAGGCUUUUCUGGCGAAGUGGGGGUGGAACAUUCUUAAUGGUUCUCAGUCUCUAUGUUGCCGAAUUUUGGCAGCUAAAUACCUUAGAGGGAAGGAUUUCAUUAACUGUAGCUAUAAAAUUCAGAUACUUGGUUCUGGAAAAAUUGGUGAAUGGGAUAUCCAUAAAUUGAAUGGCCUUCUCGAUCUAGAAACGGUUUUUGCAAUCUUAAAAGGGGGUAACCCCUCUGGCCAGGGUAAUGAUAAAUGGAUUUGGACUCUUGAAAGUAAUGGUCGUUUUUCGUGCAAAUCUGCCUACCUGGCUCAGGCUUUGGAAAGGGCUCCCCAUUAUGAGAGAGGAAUUCCUGCUGAUGAGGUUUUCCUUUAUGCUUCGAUUGUUGUUGACACCAUUUGGCGAAUACGAAAUGACAAGGUACAUAAUGAAUCUUCUAUUGAUGUGAAGAAGUGUAUUGACUCUAUUUGUACUUCAUUUGCAGAUUUACAUGCUUCUAUUUUCCCUUCCCCUACUUCGAGCCUGAAGGAGGAGUGGCAUCCCCCCCUCUCAGGAUUGGAUUAA
Cannabis sativa is the source of this 1254-nucleotide messenger RNA. RefSeq lists its product as uncharacterized. The coding region runs from base 1 to 1254 and encodes 417 amino acids. NCBI's taxonomy places the organism in Eukaryota, Viridiplantae, Streptophyta, Magnoliopsida, Rosales, Cannabaceae. The transcript has 4 exons. The record is from RefSeq and is a predicted model, not a curated record.